GGACGUGACGUCAUCCGGCGCCGCCGCCGCCGCUGUUGUUGUUGUUGUGCCGCAGAAACAGUCAGCGGAAAAGGAAGCCGUGUUUUUUAUUCACUUAUUUAUCUUUACGGGUUUUUUUUUAAGUUUAUCGUCGAUGAUAAUGAUUACAGAAAUGUUAAAGUAAACGUUUAUUUUGGGGGGAAAAAAGGUGGACCGGCGGAAAUCAUUUUAAACCAGACGCCAGUGUGUGGAGCUAGCAGACUUAGCAGCUAACACAGUCGCUAACGAAUAAAUAACGGACAUUUUAUCAACCGUCAGCUGUUAGGGGUUUAUUCCACUUUAUUACAUCCAUUAAUAACAUUAGUGUGUGUGUGAGAGAGUGUGUGUGUGUGUGUGUGUGUGUGAGAGAGAGAGAGUGUGUGUGUUACUCGGAGUGUUAACUCGGCUAGCUAACUCAGCACCGGUGAGAGUAAAUUAAUAAGCUGUGUGUGUGUGUGUGUGUGUGUGUGUGUGUGUGUGUGUGAGAGAGAGAGAGUGUGUGAGUGUGUGUGUGAGUGAGUGUGUGUUUAAAUAUUAAACCGCCUCCUCCGACUGCACACGACAUCAACCUGGAGAAGACGCUGGACCUGGUGGGCCUGAAGCCGGGCUCGGGGCCGCUGCUCACCCCGCAGAAGAAGAUGAAGAAGCGCAAGGAGCUGAACGCGCUGAUCGGACUCGGGGACGGGAAGCGCAAGAAGCCGAAGAAGAGCUCCGGACACCGGCUACUGCUGCGGGGAGACGCCGGGGACACGGACACCGAGAGCGGCUCCAGCUCCGGGGAGGAGGACGAUGAGGAGCAGUUCCGCAGUCCGGGGGCUUUCCGCAAGGGUUCGGCUCAGUGCUGCUCCGUGUGCUACCCGCUGUGCGUGUUCAUCGUUCUGGCCGCGUGUCUCAUGGCGUGUGCAGGACUCAUAUGGAUGCAGAUUGCACUUAAAGAAGAUUUGGAUUCGCUCAAGGAGAAACUGCGCACCAUGGAGUCGAGUCAGAAGGCUUCUUCACACGAAAUACCGAAGCUGAGCGAGGAUCUGAAGGCCAAACAGAGGACGCUGGAGGAUAUCGAGAGCGGAGACAAGGGCUUAAAUAAAUUAUGGGCCAAUCUUACAGAUAUUAACAGAAAGAUAAGUACGCUGGACUCUGCUGUUAACCAUCUGAAGGCCAACAUUAAAUCAGCGUCAGAUUUAAUCACUCUCCCAACAACCGUAGAGGAGCUCCAGAAGAGUGUUGCCACAAUAGGAAGCACACUUACUAGCGUUCAACACGAUGUAAAGAUGAUACAGAUUUUUAUUGAGGACCAGAAGAAAGGAGAAAACAAACAGAACAGUGAAACAGACUCUCUGUUGACGGUGGCUCAGGAUGAUAGCAGCAGGAACGUGAAUGAAGGAACAGUAGAUGACCUCAGCUCCACGACGUCCUCGAGUCCCAUCAACUCUCGCCAUCGACGCUUUCUCAGUAAGAACCUCUCCAAGAGAGAGAAGGUAGCUACGCUGCAGACUCUCACGUUUCCUGGAGUCAACUCUGCUGAAGAUUUGGAGAAGCUCAUGCAUGCUCAGCUGGAGGACACCUCUGAAGGCGUGACGUACGAGGAGCUGAGGAAGAUCUUCGGCGCUUCCACUCCGGAUUCCCAUCUCCUCGAGCCGCACGACGUAGAUCAGGACCACAGGUACACGCUGGAGGAACUCCGGGCUGCCGCUUCUCUCUGAGGAUACCGAUAAUGAAUCAGUAACUGUGCAGUCGGUGACAUGAAGAACAUUCAGGCUGAGCCAUUAACGAACAGCAGGAGGACGACGCUGUGUGAACUUUCCUAGCAGUGGCUGACACGACUGCUGCACCUUUUUUCAUUCCUGUAAUCCAGUAUUGGAGAGAUUUGUUCCGUCACCCUGCAGAGAAACGACCUUUUGCAUGCCACGAGCAUACGCGUCGGCAUCAUUCGCGCCGCCGUCGUGUUUCAGCGACCGCAGAUCAGUUUUAAACCGUCUACAGCGUUGUGAUGGACCUCUGAUGAAGCGAUAUGAAGAAGCUGUUUAAUGUGUGUGAAUACGUAAUCAGAACACGUAUAUUAGAGUUUCAGGUUGGUUACUUUGAUAUCUAGCCUCAAAAUUCAGACAUGACCCUAGAUUUACGUUGUUUUAAAAUGUUUGUAAUUUUUCUUCUGUAUAGGAUCAAAAUAUAUUCCUUUCGUUUUUAGGUGUAAUCGGGGAGGCUGUGAGGAAAUGUGUUCUAAAUUAUUUAACACGCUAUUUAAUUGUGUAUUUAGCAAAUUGUAGCAAUAAUAUAUUACUCUUAAGGCUUAUUGGAUAUAUGAUGUGUUAAUGUGUGUAUUCUGCAGUAAUGUAUUAAGGACAAGUUUCAACAAAAAGCGACACUUCACCCUAACCUGUCAGAAGAAGUAGCUAGAGCUCCUGCUGCUUUUGCACUUCCGAAAAUUCAGUGAGUGAAGCAAGAGAGAUUUUUUUUUUGUCUCCAAUGUAUUUGUUGUUGUUGUUGUUCAUAUUUCGUUUCUUCAGCAUUAUCUCUAUUUUGGUCUGGAGCUCUGGCUACUGAUGCUGGUUUAAGGUGAACGUUCACUUUAACAGGUAGUGAAUGAAACACUGAUUUACGCAUGUAUGUAUGUAUGUAUGAAUUUUUUUAAUCCUAAUGUCACACACACACACACACACACACAUUCCAGCCACCUUAAACCCAGGGUGUGCAAACUUAAAAGGACCCGUGAGAUAUUUUAAAGUCACAAAAAAAAGUAGUUCCUGCUCGGUGUGUGAACAGAACAGCCCCUGAGCCUCUCUUUCCCAUCUAUGAAAUAUUAAUGCUAUUAAUUCUCCAAGCGUAGAUUAAUGUGUGAAGACGUGGCAGAAUUAAAAGUAAAAUGCCUUGUGAGUUGCCUUUUAAGGAAGGUUAGGGGGCGGGGCUAUGUUCCAGCCCAGAAAAUAACCAUCACAAGCCUGAAAUAUAGAAAAGAGUUCAAAUAUAUUGUAUGGUGAUAUUGCAUAUCAUAAUAUUUUGACAGCAUCUUUAAAAAUUGUGAUCGAUACACUCACAGAAAUGUUUUUAAAAAUGACACACCACACCUUUAAUUGGCCAGGAGUCAGUGACACUAAUGGAGGAAUAGGACUAGUGAGUGAUUACAUGAUAAAAUAGUGCUGUUCUGGUAACUCACCUUAGUUGUGAUGGUGGCAAGGAAGCAGGACUACUAUCAUUAUUAUUAUUAUUAUUAUUAUUUUCCCAUCUGGAACGCAAUACACAAAAGUUUGUACACCCCCGUGUUUAGUAAUGUAAAUAUACAGUAUGAAUUGUGUAUUGGCCUGAGUAUCAGCCUCACAGCUGCAGCACUGCUUCGUGUCAUUUCCAUCAGUAGAGGGGUACAGAUACUUACUUCCUGGCUGUAGACUGAUGCUCAGGCUGGACUUUUAUCUGCUUCCUGGUGUUAAUAAAUGAUUGUUGAUGUGAAAGAAUGGUUCAGGGAACCUGCUCGUGUAAAAUAUUCAGCACUGUACAUUAGCAUAAUGAAUGCACUUAUGCUCGGCAUGUUGCUUUUUAAUAUAACAUGCAUAAAGGCCUAAUUUAUCCGAAA
Molecule: messenger RNA, 3583 nt
Organism: Pangasianodon hypophthalmus (striped catfish)
Lineage: Eukaryota; Metazoa; Chordata; Actinopteri; Siluriformes; Pangasiidae
Gene: efcab14
Product: EF-hand calcium binding domain 14
Exons: 8
Coding region: 657-1718 (353 amino acids)
Source: RefSeq, a predicted model, not a curated record